CUCUAUCAUACUCUAAUUAUUUUUUUACCUCUUCUAUUUGUACUUUUUUUAUAAACACUUGUUUAUAGACGCACACACGCACACAUACACAUAUAUACAUAUAUACAUAUAUACAUAUAUCUAUAUCUAUAUCUAUAUCUAUCAAUAUUAUGCUACCACAGAUUGGUUUUAUUGUCGCUCAAGCAGGCGCUGAUUCGCGUGGACCACCACCAACUAUGCCACCGCCGUUGAACAAUAACGCAUCACAACGGCCUUCCUCAUUAGCAUUCCCACAUCAUCCACGCUCACCAAAGGAACCUCAAAGAAUAGCCCCCCAACCUGUUCCAGAAGAUCCGCCAUACUACUUACCAUACUACACGCGCCACCCUUCCCCACACGGAACAACUAACCUUGGCACACAACAACAACAACAACAACAACAACAACAACAACAACAGCAGUUACCACCACCAAUGCCUUUUAUUUAUUAUCCUUUUGACCGGUCUUCUUCCGACCCGCAAGGUUUCCGCCCUCUUCAACCCUUACCACCUUUACCUAGUCCAUGGCAAGAACCAAGAAUAACUGGUGAUAUCUAUCGUCCCACGUCCUCUAUUUGGCACACUCCUCAACCCUAUAUUGAUCCGCCCAUGCAGGAAUCAUACAUUGAUUAUGAUGACCCGUACCACUCUCAAUACGCGACCCGAUGGGGACAAGAUGAAUCUACAGACGUAAAUCAAGACAAGGUUCUUAGAAGGUUACAUGAAUUCAAUGAUCUUAUCACAUGGAUGGACCGUGAAUUCUGGGAGCAGAGCGAAAAAAUCUACCAAGAAAAGUUAAAGUCUUUACAAGAAGAACUACAGAGUAUUCAAGAAGGAACCCACUCGGCAUUUAAAGAAGUCGUCUCGGACCUUGAACACAAGCGGGAGAAAACGAUACAGGACGCCACCUACUUUUCGACCUAUCAACUCUUGUUUGCCAAAAAACAGUAUGACAAGGACAUGGCAGCAGUAGAUGGAGAAUAUGAGAAAGAGCAAAAUACACUUCAUGAUACUUUGAUGGCAACCAUCGAAGACCGGCGGAAACAAAUCAAGGAAGACAAGGAAGAUUCUGAGGAUUCAAAAACCCAAGACAUCUUCAAGGACGCAUAUGCCCGCAUCAGCCACAAGCGUAGUUUAAGGCGCCGUACACCAUUCGAUCGUCAGAACAACAUGUCACCCUCACGCCACGAGUCAAGACGAAGGCAGAAUCGGAUAAGUACACCUCACAAUAUACACGCUACUCCUACUUCAAAAGAGGAAGAGGAACUGGCAAGUGAAUUUAUGAGCAUGAAGCUCAUUUUGUAUUUAAAAAAAAAAAAAAACAAAAAAACAAAUAUAUAAUAUAUACCUACAUUUUAGACUCGAAGACAAGGCAAUCUUGCUCAGUCUCGAAGAUCUUGAGAUUAUUAUCAUUCUUAACUACACAAGGCAUCUUAUCAUUCUUUAUUCACAUCUUCUUAACUAUUUACAACACCUCUACAUACACACAAUCACAAGCCCUUUUAUUUUAUUUUUGCCCUACCUCUCUUAACUACCUUAACUAUCUAUCUAUCUUCCUUUGAAAAAACAAACAAAGAAAAGAAUGCAUAAUCUUGAAUAAAAUAUAAAGAUUUCUGGUCU
This is a messenger RNA of Phycomyces blakesleeanus NRRL 1555(-), 1637 nucleotides long. RefSeq lists its product as hypothetical. Gene Ontology annotation, molecular function: histone deacetylase binding. The transcript is spliced from 9 exons. Lineage: Eukaryota; Fungi; Mucoromycota; Mucoromycetes; Mucorales; Phycomycetaceae. Bases 150 to 1358 code for a protein of 402 amino acids. Gene Ontology annotation, cellular component: Sin3-type complex. The record is from RefSeq and is a predicted model, not a curated record. Gene Ontology annotation, biological process: negative regulation of transcription by RNA polymerase II.